AUGCAAGCAUCCAAGCUGAGAUGGAUUGCACUAAAUCAAGACAAGAUACGUGCUGAUUUGUACAAGAGUUUAGAGGAUUCUUUAAGUCCUGGAGAGCAUAACACAGAGAAGGUUGGUCGAAGGACGAUACCACCGUCUUCUUUCGUAGGAAGCCCACGAGAUAUGCACCAGAGGUACCAAGAUGUCAUAGCCUUGGUACAGAAGUUUGAGUUAAAAAAAGAUGUUCUAGAAAGGGGAAUCCUUGCAAAAGUGGUUGCUUAUGUAUAUGUAGUUGAAUUCCAAAAGAGGGGUAUUCCGCAUGUUCAUAUGUUGUUGAUCCUCAAACAAACUGACAAGCUAACCACUCCGGAUGACUACGAUAUUAUUGUCAGAGCAGAAAUUCCAGAUGAACGACGAGAACCAGAGUUGUACAAAAAAGUUCUUAAACACAUGAUUCAGGGUCCAUGUGGUGUUCACAACAGGGAUUGUCCGUGCAUGAAACAAGGGAGUUGUAAGAAAGGAUUCCCAAAGUCAUUUACUAAUGCAACAAUACAGCAGGGAAAUGACUCAUAUCCUCUAUAUUGUCGUCGACAAGAUCGUCCACCUGUACCAUUGCGUGAAAAUUCUCGAAUAGAAGUAAACAACCGAUAG
Beta vulgaris subsp. vulgaris (sugar beet) is the source of this 630-nucleotide messenger RNA. RefSeq lists its product as uncharacterized. The coding region runs from base 1 to 630 and encodes 209 amino acids. The transcript is spliced from 3 exons. The record is from RefSeq and is a predicted model, not a curated record. NCBI's taxonomy places the organism in Eukaryota, Viridiplantae, Streptophyta, Magnoliopsida, Caryophyllales, Amaranthaceae.